AUGUCGAAGCGCUGGAAAUGCAACGAUGAGGAUAGCUCCAAAACAGAUUACCAAAUGUCUGUUGACGACAAAAUUUUAUCGUCAGAUAUAAAUAAUUAUAUUCAAACAACUACUGGACAAGCUUCAUAUCCUUAUCAUACGAGCGUAUGCGGAUCUUUAUUAUAUACAGCACCAACUAAUACACCCUCAGAUAUAUUUUCAUAUCUUCGUCAUGGAAAUUUUGAGGCAUUUCGACGUUCUUUUGAUAUUUAUCAUAAUAAUAUUAUUAAAAUAAGAAAUGAUCAUGGACAGACAGUACUGCAUAUCCUAGUUAUUCAUGCGUAUCAAUAUGUCUGGGUACGCUUACUAAUGAUGCGUGGAUGUGAUACAUGCGCUCAGGACUUAGAUGGAUAUACUGCUGCUCAUUAUGCCGUAGAACGUGAUGAUGUCGAAAUGUUAAAAGCUUUGACACUUCGUUUUCAUUCUCAAGCAAAGCCAAUCCCUGAAGAACGUGUAACAGCAAUCCAUGAACAAUGUUUAAAAGCUUUAUCAGUGAAAAAUAAUGAAGGUUUAACUGUAUUCAUGUUAGCUUGUCAUCAUGAAUCGAUAAAAUGUUUAAACUAUUUAAAUGAUAUUAACAUAAAUGAUAGUAAUUUAGAGGAUAAAUACGGUGAUACUUGUUUACAUUAUGCAGUUGCACGUCGUAAUGAAAGUCUUGUAGAAAAAUUAAUCAAUACACAUCGAGCUGAUGUUAAUAGUGGAAACCAAAUGAGACCAAGUGCACUGGAUAUAUUUCAAUAUGAUCGUGAACAACAAAAACCAACUGAUCGUCGAAGAGAUGAACAAAUCGAACAACUUCUCUUGUUAAAUAAUGCAAGAAAUCGUUGUACCAUUCGACGUGUUACUAGUAAACGAAAAGAAUCGAUUGAUAAUGAAGAAUCAAUCAUUUCAAAUUUAGCUUGUAUUUCACUUGAUUUAACAACAAAUGGACAGAUUGAAACAGCUCGUAGUCAUGCUCGAAUGGCUGCAGCAUUACAAGCCAAAGGCAAUCUUGAUGAUGCUCAGGAAUGUUAUAAACAAGCAAUGGCAUUUGCACCGAAUAAUACUAUUGAUUGGGCAACAUACGCAUUUCAUGUUGCUGUUGUACAUGUACUUCACGGAGAAGCACGAAUAGCACUUGAAUUAUUACAAAAAGCGAUUGUUAUUAGAAAACAAUUAGAACAUCAUAGCCAGGAAAUAGAUCAACUUCAAAAAGCUAUCGAUAAAAUUCAAGCACAGACAUCUUAA
This is a messenger RNA of Rotaria socialis, 1266 nucleotides long. Lineage: Eukaryota; Metazoa; Rotifera; Eurotatoria; Philodinida; Philodinidae. The record is from the annotation of a GenBank genome assembly.